Messenger RNA from Emiliania huxleyi CCMP1516, 1065 nucleotides. It is a transcript of the gene RFC5, whose product is annotated as putative replication factor C subunit 5. Gene Ontology annotation, cellular component: nucleus; DNA replication factor C complex. The coding region runs from base 1 to 1065 and encodes 354 amino acids. Lineage: Eukaryota; Haptophyta; Isochrysidales; Noelaerhabdaceae. The record is from RefSeq and is a predicted model, not a curated record. Gene Ontology annotation, biological process: DNA-templated DNA replication; DNA repair. Gene Ontology annotation, molecular function: ATP hydrolysis activity; DNA binding; ATP binding. The transcript is spliced from 4 exons.
AUGGAGGCACAGGACAUGGACGUCUCCGCCGACGCGCCGGUGGACAAGACGGCGCAGAUGCAUGCGGCCCAGGCAGACCUGCUACCGUGGGUGGAGAAGUACCGACCAAAGGACAUGUCGGAGCUGGUGUCGCACGACGAGAUAAUCUCCACGAUCACGCGGCUCAUCGACGCCGGCAAGCUCCCCCACCUGCUGCUGUACGGCCCGCCCGGCACUGGCAAGACGUCGACGAUCCUCGCGUGCGCGCGCCGAAUGUACGGCAAGCGGUUCGCGAGCAUGGUGCUCGAGCUGAACGCGUCGGACGACCGCGGGAUCGACGUGGUGCGCGAGCAGAUCAAGGAGUUCGCCUCGACGCGCCAGAUGUGGACCUCGAUGCCCAAGCUGAUUGUGCUCGACGAGGCGGACAAUAUGACGAGCCCCGCGCAGAUGGCGCUGCGGCGCGUGAUCGAGAAGUACGUGUCGAACGUGCGCUUCUGCCUGAUCUGCAACUACGCGUCCAAGAUUAUGCCCGCGCUGCAGUCGCGCACCACCCGCUUCCGCUUCGCACCCCUCACCGACGAGCAGGCGAUCGGCCGCACCCAGCACGUCGCUGAGGCCGAGGGGGUUCGCGCCGCGGGCGGGGGCGUGGAGGCGUGCGUGGCCCUCGGGCGCGGCGACAUGCGCCGCUGCCUCAACCUGCUGCAGUCGACCCACAUGAGCUUCGGCCUCGUCUCUGAGGAGAAUGUCUACCGCUGCGCCGGCCAGCCGACGCCGGCCGACACGGACGCGAUCUUCCGCUCGCUGAUGGAGGAGGACUUCAGCACGGCGCUCUCCUCGGUGUGGUCGCGGCUGCAGGACCGCGUCGCGCUGCAGGGCGACCGCGGCGUCGCGCUGCAGGACGUGCUGACGGAGUUGCACCACCUCGUCCUCGCCCUCGAGGCCAAGCCCCUGCCCAAGGCGUCGCUCGUCGCCUCGCUCGCCGACGCCGAGGAGCGGCUCUCGGUCGGCACGUCGGAGAGGCUGCAGCUCGCCGGCUUGGUCGGCCUCUUCCAGCUCGCGCGCCCUCACCUCGGCGUCGCGGGCUAG